UAAUCAUCUCCCAACUUCGAUCGGCGAGAUCCUCACAACGAACUGACAUUUCCUUUCUUCGUCCAUAAUCGCGAACCGCAUUUCCCAGGAGAUUGGCGCCUACUCUACCAUUCCCCCCUGCCUUUUCUGUCCUAUUACUGUCCGCUUCAGGGUUGGCGCUCGCCAAGCACCUCUCCUGGAAGCUGCAUCAUUGUUUCCAUCUCCCAAGAACCAUCUGUUUUUCCCGUUGAUCUGAGCGCUACUCGGCCAAAAAUAGGCCGUGCUGAAAUGCUAAAGUACACCUUACAAUAUGACCGAAACAAAGAUGCAGUUGGAAGAUUGGCUAGAUGACUUGUGUGUCCGUUUUAUAAUAAAUUUACCCCGGGAGGAACUGGAAUCCGUUGAGCGGAUAUGUUUUCAAGUGGAGGAGGCGCAAUGGUUUUACGAGGAUUUUAUCCGGCCAUUAGACCCGGCCCUCCCCUCUCUAUCUCUGAAGGCCUUUGCUCUGCGCAUUUUCCAGCAUUGUCCACUCAUGGCCAACUGGUCCCGCUAUCAUCAUAUGACUGCCUUUUCCGAGUUCCUGGCGUACAAAACUCGUGUUCCUGUACGUGGAGCUAUAAUGCUGAAUCAGGAGAUGGACGAGGUGGUCUUGGUCAAGGGUUGGAAGAAGGGCUCUAAUUGGAGUUUCCCCCGAGGGAAAAUCAACAAGGAUGAGAAAGAUCUUGAUUGUGCCAUCCGCGAAGUAUAUGAAGAGACUGGUUAUGAUAUUCGGGAAGCAGGACUCGUCAAGGCCGAAAACGAUGUCAAGUUCAUUGAAAUCACCAUGCGUGAGCAGCACAUGAGGCUAUACGUAUUUCGAGGUGUACCACAGGAUGCCUAUUUUGAGCCUCGCACCCGGAAGGAAAUCAGCAAGAUUGAGUGGUAUAAAUUGUCGGACCUGCCGACAUUGAAGAAGAGCAAGCAAUACGACCAGGGUUUGGCGGCUGCCAACGCCAAUAAGUUUUACAUGGUCGCACCGUUUAUGCACCCACUGAAGAAGUGGAUUGCCCAGCAGAAGAAGCUGGAUCCAAAGACACAUUUGGACGUUAAGCAAGCUCUUUUUACCGAAGGGGAGGUGUCGAUGGAUGAAGGUCUCCAGCCCGCCUUUACACCUGACUAUGUGCCUGUGGAAGCGGCCGUUCCUAGUGAUUUGCCUGAAGUGGCUGCAUCUCAGGAUGCCUCUAUUCAUCUGAAGCGGCUCUUAAACAUCAAUAACCCUGCCGUCACGCCAGAACCUACUUCCUCGAAAUCAAAUGCUCUCCUGGAGCUGUUGAGAAGCGGCUCUUCCCGAGGUUCUCUUCCGCAAACUCCCAAUGUUGAUCAAGGCCCAAACCAACCCUACUCCGCGCCAGGAUUUUUCCCUGGGUUCCCUCAACAGUACGUUGGACCACCAGGAAACAUGCCUCAAAUCUCACCCCCACAUAGUGGUCCCCCUAUUUGUGGUCCGGUACACCAACCUGUUCCCCAGUUUCCUCACGGAUUUCUACCUGUUAAUCAGCCCGGCCCUCCAGUUGGUUAUCAAGGGAUGCCCGGCUUACUAGAUCAACUCUCUACGCAACUGGAGAAAAAUGGUCCGUUACCGAUGGGAGUUCCCCAUCCUCCUCCGUCAAUGCCUGCCCCAGCGCCCUACCAGCAAACCGGGGAUCCUCAAUUUUCUCACUUGGCCCAACCGACCCAGAUUCAGGGAGCAGCUGUACCGCCCGCGAGCAAAUUGCCACCACCCAAACUUACAAGUCAUUCCUUGGCGUUGUUGAGUGUAUUCAAGGAUGAUAAGAAGACACCGAAGACAGCCACUGCAGUCUUAGUGCCGCAGCCUGAGAAGACCAUAGUCGAGGGCCGCAAGCCUUCCCAACACCAAGAUCAAUUGUUGAACUUGCUUCAAGGAUCUUCGGCUAUGAGCAGCCAACGUCCGGCCGAGUUAUCUGGUCAUCCGGUCUCACCGGGUAGGAAACAAAUUCUUCAGCGACCGAAUUUAAACGCGAACACUUCCCAGAAAGCUGGUAAAGGUGCGUGGACUUCGGCAACUGUGUCUGGGCCGCUGAAUAUGCCCCAAUUUGAAGCCAUUCCCAAGUCAUCUGCUAGGAGGACGGCGAGUGAGUCGAAGCGUCAAACUAGCCGAGACCGGCCGACGCAACCUCUGGCUUCGCCGAUCACGAUUUUACCUCGACCACAAAGUGCCAAGAGGACGCAACCCCCAACUGCAGUAUCGACACAGGCUUCACAGGCGCCCUCGAGACCUCGUUCUGCCAAAGCGAAGUCUCCCGAGCCAGCGAAGCCAUUCCAGCCGCAGAUAUUACGCCGUUCGGACAACGCCAACGUUCAGAGCAUUUUACCGAUACGAACAAAGGAACCAGAGGCCACUGGGCCGCAGGGCAUUCUUCCGCAGGUGCCUGACCACAAAGCAGCGCCAAUCGCGCCAACAGCUCCAUCCGAUUUUCCUCGUCGCCCAAGCCAGACAGCCGCACAAAGAGAGACUCUUCUUUCCCUCUUCAGCAAACAGACUACUUCUCCGAAGGUUUCUCCUACAGAGCCACUUGAUCUCCAGACUUCCGCCUCCAAGGCGUCGGCAGCUCCAUCUGUUGUUAGCCCACUCUCACCUCUUAGUCACCCCACGAGGAAUGGGACAUCUAGCGACGAUGACAACCGGGCCUCCAACAAGCCACCGAGCAGAGCUAUAUGUGCUCGCUGUCUGAUUGGGGGUCGACUUUUCUCGACAACGCGACAGCCGCGGGUUCAGAAUACCAGCAAUGAAAUCUCACAAUCUCCACCACAAGCAGGAUAUGCUCGUCUCACGAAUCGGGCUCUAAUUUCCAUCACGGGGGCCGACAGUACAACGUUCCUCCAGGGUCUCAUUACACAGAACAUGUUCGUUGCCAAUGACCCGAACCGCUCCGUGCGUCGAACCGGAUCAUAUGCCGCUUUCCUUAAUUCCCAUGGCCGAGUGUUGAACGAUGUCUUUAUCUACCCGUUGUCUCAAUCGGAGGGCGCUUCGCCCGAUGAGCCAGCGUGGUUAGUGGAAGUGGAUAAGAACGAGGUGGCAAGUCUCAUGAAGCAUUUGAAGAAGCAUAAACUUCGAUCUAAGCUUCAACUACGGGCGCUGGAGGAUGGUGAACGAACUGUCUGGGCGUCGUGGAAACCCCAUGCCGAACCGCGCUGGGCAGCGUAUAAUCUGGAGUCUCCACCUGCUGCCCCGUUUUUGCCUUCCUCGGAGUUAGUAGUUGGCUGCGUUGAUAGCCGGGCACCGGGCUUUGGAUCUCGUCUAGUCACCCCCGGCACGGAGGAUCUCCGGACACACGUCCCUGACGAGACGCAGGUGGCGGGCUCGGAGGUAGACCUGGCUGCCUAUACCGUGCGGCGAAUGCUGCAUGGUGUGGCAGAGGGGCAGUCUGAAAUUCUUCGUGAGGGGUCACUUCCGUUGGAGUGUAAUAUGGACAUGACUCGAGGCGUUGACUUCCGCAAGGGCUGUUAUAUUGGACAGGAGCUUACCAUUCGAACUCACCAUACGGGUGUUGUGCGAAAGCGGAUACUGCCAGUUCAAUUCUAUGACGGUGACUUGAGCACUCUUGCUUCCGCGGAUGGCCCGGUGUAUGACCCCUCCUCCUCUGCGCUCUCUUUACCUCCGUCGGGAUCGAGUAUCUCCAAGGCUGGCCCUCGCAAGGGCCGCAGCGCCGGGAAGUUUCUCGGGGGCAUUGGAAAUGUUGGACUUGCACUGUGCCGCUUGGAGAUGAUGACUGACAUUGCGCUUACGGGUGAGGGGAGUCAAUAUAGCCCUGAUCAGGAAUUUAAGAUUACGUGGGCUAGGACAGAAGGGAUGCCAGAUACGGAAGCCGGGGAGGUGAAGGUCAAGGCUAUUGUGCCGCCCUGGACCAGGGAAUUUAUUCUAUCUGGCGGUGUCAAGAACAACAACCACAACAACAACCGGGAUACCGACGGUCAUCGGGCAAGGGAUUUGCUGGAGGAAGAGGAAGCCCACCGACGAAAUGAAUAAAUGGCUUUUUUUGUAAUGUAGUUCACCAAGCCACCAUACAGUUUGUAUAAAUAGAGUUGUACAUUAAUAUAAACGCUUUGU
Molecule: messenger RNA, 4087 nt
Organism: Aspergillus ochraceoroseus IBT 24754
Lineage: Eukaryota; Fungi; Ascomycota; Eurotiomycetes; Eurotiales; Aspergillaceae
Exons: 3
Coding region: 290-4006 (1238 amino acids)
Biological process (GO): nuclear-transcribed mRNA catabolic process, nonsense-mediated decay; deadenylation-dependent decapping of nuclear-transcribed mRNA
Cellular component (GO): cytoplasm; P-body
Molecular function (GO): manganese ion binding; protein binding; 5'-(N(7)-methylguanosine 5'-triphospho)-[mRNA] hydrolase activity
Source: RefSeq, a predicted model, not a curated record